Molecule: messenger RNA, 1626 nt
Organism: Chenopodium quinoa (quinoa)
Lineage: Eukaryota; Viridiplantae; Streptophyta; Magnoliopsida; Caryophyllales; Amaranthaceae
Product: DNA polymerase-like
Exons: 5
Coding region: 1-1626 (541 amino acids)
Biological process (GO): DNA replication
Molecular function (GO): DNA-directed DNA polymerase activity; DNA binding; nucleotide binding
Source: RefSeq, a predicted model, not a curated record
AUGCAUGAUUUUUCGAUGCCUGGAGGUGAGCCUGAGUGGCAUGGAAAUCUGGGUGAUAAGGACUUAGAUAGCCUCUUUAGCUUUAUUGAGUUAUAUCUACCUGUAGUUCCAGGAAGCAAGGGAGCUAUGGAAGAGCGUAGGAGAGAGAGCAAGGAGGAUUUAUCAUCAUUUGUAGAAGGAAAGGAUAUACCAUUGACUUUGGGUGAUGGGACUUCUUUACCAAAGGGUAAUAAAAGAAUCUUUAGCUUUCGUGACUCUCUGCAUCUCCUUCCUGGAAAGCUAGAUAGCCUUGCUAAGAGUUUAUGCCCUGGUCUUGGUAGUAAGGGUUCUUUUGAUCAUAAAAAAGUGACAGUCGAAAAUUUGGGUAAGAUGAGAGCUAGCGUGUUAAUGUAUAUGGAGCAAGACAUACGUCUUCUUGGGGGUGUAUGUAAUGCAAAAUUCCUAAAGGUUGUAUUGGACACACUACAAGGUGGACAUUGUGAGCGCGCUCACUUGUUCAGCUAUGGCUCUGAAAAUCUUUCGCAAAAUGAAGAUACCUUCAUUUGUUGUGGAUACUGUGGAGGUCUUACAGACGCUUACAAGAAAUUGGGUAGAAACCUAUUCUACUAUGAUGUGAACUCACUCUAUCCGUUCAUUAUGAAAAAAUGUCCCAUGCCAGGAGUCAAAAAACCUUUUCUCCCCGUUCGGGGAAAAGAUGGUACACUUCUCUUCCCCACGGGUGAUUUGGUUGGUGUAUACUAUAGCGAGGAGUUAAAGUAUGCAAGAGACAUAAGCUACAUUGUGAUUCCAGUCAGUGGGUACCUCUUCGAGAAGAAGGAAAGCCUUUUCAUAGAAUAUGUGAAUUCUCACUUUGAUAGUCGAUUACAGGCAAAGAAAGAUGGAAAUGAAGCUUUGUUAUUUGUUUAUAAAAUCCUUAUGGUUUCGCUCUAUGGAAGAUUUGGUAUCAACCCAAAUAGCACUAAAACGGAGUUAUGUGAUAGCGAGCGCUAUCACUUUUUAAUGAAACAAGAUUCCUUCAUUAGUUUUCAUCCGAUUAUAGAGAACCUAUACAUGGUAUCCUAUCAUACUGUUACGGCUGAUGAUAACAUUCAUUGGGCUCAGCCUAAGAACUCUGCAGUUCAACUUUCCGCCGCAAUCACUGCAUGCACUAGGAUCUACAUACACCCAUUUACAUCAAAGGAUGACUGCUACUACAUAGACACAAACUUUAUUGUUCUUGCCAAUCCUCUUCUAGAGGGCUUAAUAUCUUCCAAAGUCUUAGGGUUGUUUAAAUUAGAAGAUAAAAUCAAAGAAGGAUACUUUUUAGCGCCAAAAGCAUAUGGCUAUAUUUCCGAAGAAGACACAAAUGUAAUUAAGUUCAAAGGACCAGCAAAACACCUGGUGGAUAUUUCUUGGUUUAGAGAACAACUCGCUAACCCUUCUCGUAGGAUGAAAGUCCAAAUCAAAAAUGAAUUCGAGAUUGAUUGGGACAACCAGACUGUCGGUGUUAAAGAAUAUGAUUACAAUUUGGGGAUUAAACUGAACAGUAAGAGGAUUACUCAACCUGAUGGAGAGACUUUACCCAUUGAAGUCAAUGAUAUGUGUGGGGUAGCCAAAUCACUUUUUAAAAAGCUAAUGAAACUGUAG